CCUCUUCCCAGGCGCAUGCGCCCUUCGCUCCGCUUGCCUGUGUCUGUUUGAACAGGAAGGCGGACAUAUUUGCGUGGCUCUGCGCCCUCCUUGAUUAGCUGUUGAGGCAGCGGUGGCCGCCCUCAGGCCUCAUUCUCUUCCCCCGUUCAGGUUUCCUCACAGUAGGGAGGAGCAGCUUUUCUUUCAAUCUUUCACCCCCACCCCGCUCCGGAACAGGGCAGGGUCGCUGAGUGGAGCCCAGCCCAGCUGCACUGACUGCCCGGAGACUUGGAGCCUGCCCGGCGAAGUGAGCGAACCGCGGUUCUCGUUGGGAGAGAAAGGCUGGGGGGAGGACGGACGGACGGACGGACGGAGGAGAGCAGCCCAGGGGCGAGUGGCCGCGGGAGCCGGGCAGGGGCAAGGAGGGAAGGAACGAGCGAACGAACGUUGAGGAGGCAGGCAGGAAGAUUCCUCAGCCGUUACUCGGCCGUUGGUGAAGCCGCGCGUGUCCGGAGGGCAAGGCGGAGGCUUUUCUCCCGCCCUCCCCCUGAAGAAGCGGAGCCAGGGCGGCCUAUACUGUAGCUGGCACUCUCCCGUUUCCCCUCGCUGCCGUUUGGGCAGGGAGCGAAGCCGUGCCCUCUCCCAGGCUUGGGUCUCCAUGGCAGGAGCAGCCCGGUGACGCUCUGCGGAGAAAGUUUCCUGUUUUCAUGGUAGGCCUCUCUCGCUCGCUCUUAUUUCCUCCCCUUGUUUCAAAAAAAGUUGCUACUGGGGAGCUGGCACCGAGGAGGAGGAACCGGUACUCUGGCUGCCAGGACGGCUGCCUGGCUGGGAAAAUGUGGCUGCAGAGACACUGGGGCCCAGGCUGGAGAAGACUGGCAGGGCAGUGACUGCAGCCUAGAGACUAAAGUGAAGGGGCAGCGAGGAAAGGCUACUCUCCCGGGAGGGAGUAGCGCUUCUUUCCCACAUUUUCGGUGUUCGUUUUCUUUUACGCGAGGAUGUGUAUGGUAGAGAGGAUGAGGGACAAUCCCAGCGCAUCCUCCAGCCUACUCUGAGAAGACGAGCGAGGAGAGCCAGUCCAAGGACCACUCCUGUUCUCGUACUUGUUUUUCUGUGGAUUAAGACGAUCUCCUCUUCAGCACCAUGUCGACGGGAGAAAGCUUUGAUUCUCGAUUUGAAAAAAUCGGAAUGAUGUUAACGGACCCCAAAUCCGAAGUGAACUCUGACUGCUUAUUGGAUGGACUAGAUGCCUUGGUGUAUGAUUUGGAUUUUCCUGCCUUAAGGAAAAACAAAAACAUAGACAACUUUUUAAAUAAAUAUAAAGACACAAUUAACAAAAUCAGAGAUCUCCGUAUGAAAGCAGAAGAUUACGAAGUGGUGAAAGUGAUUGGCAGAGGUGCAUUUGGGGAAGUUCAGUUGGUAAGGCACAAGUCAUCACGAAAAGUCUAUGCCAUGAAACUUCUGAGCAAGUUUGAGAUGAUAAAAAGAUCGGAUUCUGCAUUCUUUUGGGAAGAAAGGGAUAUCAUGGCGUUUGCAAAUAGCCCUUGGGUUGUGCAGUUAUUUUAUGCAUUCCAAGAUGAUCGUUACCUUUAUAUGGUGAUGGAAUACAUGCCUGGUGGGGACCUGGUGAAUUUAAUGAGCAACUAUGAUGUUCCUGAAAAAUGGGCAAGAUUUUAUACUGCAGAAGUUGUUCUUGCAUUAGAUGCAAUUCACUCGAUGGGCUUUAUUCACAGAGAUGUAAAGCCUGAUAAUAUGCUGCUAGAUAAAUCUGGUCAUUUAAAACUAGCAGAUUUUGGUACCUGUAUGAAGAUGAAUAAGGAAGGUAUGGUACGAUGUGAUACCGCUGUUGGAACCCCCGACUACAUAUCUCCAGAAGUCUUAAAAUCUCAAGGUGGUGAUGGCUACUACGGACGAGAAUGUGACUGGUGGUCAGUUGGCGUCUUUUUAUAUGAAAUGCUUGUGGGGGAUACACCUUUUUAUGCAGAUUCUUUGGUUGGAACAUAUAGUAAAAUUAUGAACCAUAAGAAUUCUCUUAGCUUCCCUGAUGAUAAUGAUAUUUCUAAAGAUGCAAAAAAUCUUAUUUGUGGCUUCUUAACUGACAGGGAAGUUAGAUUAGGUCGAAAUGGCGUGGAAGAAAUCAAGCGACACCCAUUCUUCAAAAAUGACCAGUGGGCUUGGGAAACUCUUAGAGACACUGUAGCACCUGUUGUACCUGAUUUAAGUAGUGACAUUGACACUAGUAACUUUGAUGAUUUGGAGGAAGAUAAAGGAGAAGAAGAAACAUUCCCUAUUCCAAAAGCAUUUGUUGGCAACCAGCUACCUUUUGUAGGAUUUACUUACUACAGCAGCCAUCAGUAUUUAUCCAGCUGUACAGCAAACUCUAAUGACAACAGAGCAAGCACCAAUGCAGAUAAAAGUUUGCUGGAAUCUUUGCAAAAAACAGUUUAUCAGCUUGAAGAACAGCUACAUAAUGAAAUGCAACUGAAAGAUGAAAUGGAACAAAAAUUCAGAACUUCAAAUAUUAAACUAGACAAGAUAAUGAAAGAAUUGGAUGAAGAGGGGAGUCAAAGAAAAAACUUGGAAUCAACAGUUACUCAGAUUGAGAAGGAAAAAAUGCUGUUGCAACAUAGAAUAAAUGAAUAUCAAAGAAAAGCUGAGCAGGAGAAUGAAAAACGCCGGAAUGUGGAAAAUGAAGUAUCAACAUUAAAAGAUCAGCUGGAAGACUUAAAAAAAAUUAGUCAGCAUUCACAUAUUACAAAUGAGAAAAUAACACAGUUGCAAAAGCAACUUGAAGAGGCUAAUGAUUUACUGAGGACAGAGUCAGAUACAGCAGCAAGACUGAGAAAGAGUCACACAGAAAUUAGCAAGUCUGUAAGUCACUUUGAAUCACUAAACAGGGAACUGCAAGAAAGAUGCAGGGUUCUGGAGAGCACAAAGUUGCAAGUCGAAAAGGAUUAUUACCAACUGCAAGCUGCACUGGAAGUUGAACGAAGGGAUAGGAGUCAUGGAUCAGAAAUUAUUGGAGAGCUACAAGCUCGGAUAACAUCUUUACAAGAAGAAAUCAAAAGUGUAAAAAACAAUCUUGAAAAAGUGGAAGAAGAGAGAAAACAGGCUCAAGACAUGCUUAAUCAUUCAGAAAAGGAAAAGAAUAACUUAGAAAUAGAUCUAAACUACAAACUCAAAAUGUUACAACAGCAUUUAGAGCAAGAAAUAAAUGAGCAUAACAUAGAUAAAGCACGGUUAACUGAUAAGCAUCAAUCAAUAGAAGAGGCCAAGUCUGUUGCAAUGUGUGAAAUGGAAAAAAAAGUGAAAGAAGAGCGAGCAGCAAGAGAGAAAGCAGAAAAUCGAGUAGUUCAAAUCGAAAAACAAUGCUCCAUGCUUGACUUUGAUCUGAAGCAAUCUCAGCAGCAGCUGGAGCACCUUAAUGAGCAGAAAGAGCGGCUAGAGGAUGCGGUUAAGAAUCUGACACUUCAGCUGGAACAUGAAACAAACAAGAGAGUAAUUACACAGAAUGAACUGAAGAUGCACGCUAUAGAGGCAGAUAACUUAAAGGGUACUGAGAAGCAGCUAAAGCAGGAGAUAAACACACUGUUGGAAGCAAAGAGACUAGCAGAAUUUGAGUUGGCUCAACUGGCUAAGCAAUAUAGAGGGAAUGAAGGUCAGAUGCGUGAACUACAGGAUCAACUAGAAGCUGAGCAGUAUUUUUCUACACUUUACAAAACUCAGGUUAAAGAACUUAAAGAAGAAAUUGAGGAAAGGAAUAAAGAAACUCAGAAAAAAAUACAGGAAUUACAAAAUGAAAAAGAAACUCUUGCUGCACAGUUGGAUUUGGCUGAAACAAAAGCAGAAUCUGAGCAGUUGGCUCGAGCUCUUCUUGAAGAACAGUAUUUUGAACUGACUCAGGAGAGCAAGAAAGCAGCAUCACGAAACAGGCAGGAGAUUGCUGAUAAGGACAAUAUUAUUAGCCGGCUUGAAGAAACAAAUAAUACGUUAACCAAAGAUGUUGCGUUUCUUACAAAAGAAAAUACCGAACUAAAUGAAAAGAUGAAGAAAGUGGAAGAAGAAUAUAAAUUAAAGAAAGAAGAGGAAAUUAACAACAUUAAAACACAAUAUGAAAAGAACCUAAGCAACGAAAGGACCCUUAAAACACAGGCUGUCAACAAACUGGCUGAGAUUAUGAAUCGAAAAGAUUUCAAACUAGAUCGAAAGAAAGUAAACAUGCAAGAUUUCAAGAAAAAAGAGAAAGAAAACCGAAAGUUACAACUGGAUCUUAACCAAGAAAAAGAAAAAUUUAAUCAAAUGGUAAUAAAAUACCAGAAAGAAGUUAAUGAUAUGCAAGCGCAACUUGUGGAAGAGUCUACAUAUAGGAAUGAACUUCAGAUGCAGUUGGAUAGUAAGGACAGUGAUAUAGAACAACUGCGUGGCAAAAUUUCAGACCUACAGCAAGGCAUGGAAUCUACUAGUGUUGCCAGCCUUCAGGCAGAUGAAACUGAUGGAAAUAUUAUGGAGUCAAGAAUGGAGGGCUGGCUUUCAGUACCAAACAAAGGAAACAUAAAACGUCAUGGGUGGAAGAAGCAGUACGUUGUCGUGAGCAGUAGAAAGAUCUUGUUCUAUAAUGACGAACAGGACAAAGAACAAUCUAAUCCAUCCAUGGUAUUAGAUAUAGAGAAAUUGUUUCAUGUUCGACCAGUAACACAAGGAGAUGUAUAUAGAGCAGAAACUGAGGAAAUUCCCAAAAUAUUCCAGAUUUUAUAUGCCAAUGAGGGUGAGUCCAGAAAAGAACUCGAAGUUGAACCAGUGCAGCCGGCAGAGAAAACAAAUUUUCUGAAUCAUAAAGGUCAUGAAUUUAUCCCCACAUUGUACCACUUUCCAGCCAACUGUGAGGCCUGUGCCAAGCCCCUCUGGCAUGUGUUUAAGCCACCCCCUGCAGUAGAAUGUCGACGAUGCCAUGUUAAGUGCCAUAAAGAUCACCUGGAUAAAAAGGAAGAUUUAAUUGUGCCAUGUAAAGUGAGUUAUGAUGUAACUUCGGCAAGAGAUAUGUUGUUGUUGGCACCCUGUCAAGAAGACCAGAAGAAAUGGGUUUCUCAUUUAGUAAAGAAGAUCCCCAAGACACCACCAACCAGUUUUGUUCGUGCUUCCCCCAGAACACUUUCUACGAGGUCCUCAGCAAAUCAGUCUUUCAGAAAAGUUAAGAAUGCUUCUGGGAAAGCUAGUUAACAGUGUAUGCAGUGCUCCAGGGAAUCUAGAAGAGUGCCACCUGAGAAAGCUAGGCUUCACCUUACAGCGCAGUGAGACUGGUUGUUUCUUCCAAUACAACUAUCAUAGGCUUCAGGGCUUAAGACUGCUAUUACUCUCGCCUCCUUGCUUUGGCACAAAAAGCACGCUGAGGGUGUCUUAUUGUGGGUUUGCCUUAAGGUAGAUUAGAUUAAUUAUUACUAUGUAAUGCAAGUAAAAACAAAUAAAGCUUAGCUAGAUAUAAGGUUAAAAUGCUGCCUUUUGGGAUUUUAAAAAAAAUGCUUGUCAAUCAUAAUGGAAUGCAGUGAGCUUUUCUCAUAUCAAUGAGAACAAAUGGACUGUUUACCCUGUGGGAUGGGUAUUUAUAUCAGAAUGAACACACAGACUUGAGUAGAGAAAGAAGGUAUCUCAAACUGAGAAGGACUGAAUUUUCUUUGAAGACUCAAAGUUGUGCAGAAGAAAAGAGCAAAAUUUGCUUGAAAACAAAGCUGUAUAUCAUCACUUGAAGUUCAGUGCCUUUUCUGCAUUGUUGUUAAUGCUAAUAAUUCAUCAAAAGACAGUCCAAAUGUGUUAAAUAUUUUGCAUUUUGCUUUACAAAAUACUGAUUCUGCAUAUUUGUAAAGGGGGAGAAAUGAGAGUAAUUACAUAUCAUCUAUGCAUUGUUGCCAAGCCAUACAGAAUGUUACUUCUUAGAGGCAUUAGAAACUAACAGUUAAAAGUUUUGAAGCCUAUUUUGGUACAUCAUUUUUCUAUAAUUUGUAUAACUUAUUGCAUUAACAGUUUGAAGUGCAAAUUACAGUACGUGUGUGCGUAACACACACACACACACACACACACACACACACACACACUGUAUGCACUGUUUGAAAUACAAAUUAUUGUUAGAACACUUUUAAUGGGUGUUGCCCUUUUAGUGCCUUAAUCUGAAAAUUGUUUUACUGCCAUGUCAAUAACUAUAGAAAUCUGAAAUACUUAAGUGUGUCAGUGGUUUUAUUGAUCAAAACAUUAUAGAAACUAGUUCCCAGAGCAAAAUUUUGAAUUAAACCACCUGUUACCAAGAGAGAUUUUUAAUUUGAAUACAAAAGGUAGUAAAUGCUUCUACCAUGAAAACAAAACACCUAUGACACUUUAAAAUUCUGGAUAGUACAGGAAUUGAAGUGUGCAUACAUUCUACCAUAAUUGCUUGCUUUGUAGCAGGUAUAUUGUUGUGGCAUGAAUAGUAUGGUUUAUUUUAUUUUUUAACCAAAUACCUCUUCAAUAAUUUAUGAUGGCUUUGCAGAUGUGUAUUAAUAAGAAGCACUGGAAAACUGAUUCGUCUUCAGGACGAUUUGCAUGUUUCAAGUGGUGUUGAAAGCCACACUAAUAGAUAUGUAACAAAACAUAUCUGUUAUUAAUACUAUGACUCAUGCUCGUUUAAUACGAAAUAAAACUAAUUUAUGGAAGAACUAUUUUGAAAAUGACUGUGGUAUUUUUCUCCAGAAUAAAGUAGACUUCCUAGAAAGUUUUGAAAUAAUGCUUUAAAAACAGAUAAACUGUCAACAUAUAUAAAUCUGAUACAAACUUGAUCAUAUUUUUAAUUGUUUUUAUACUGUCAUGCUACAUUUCAGAACAGGGUAAAGUGUAAUACAAUUCUCAUAGGAUUUUGAAGAAUUUAUUAAUAUGUGAAUUGUUCAGUCCCAUUUUACUAAAUACGUGAUUUUCACUGAAAGAAAAUCAUGCCCGGUACACAGCUCUUAAAAGAGAAUCUUUACAUGUUUUUCUUAAUUUAUAAUUAAAGGAUGAUUAAUAUUAAAAAAUAUGCCACGUUUAUGCUGCACUCAUAUGCAAGUCAGUGAUACUGCUUUAUUCUAUAUAGAAGCAACAUUGACUCUAACCAGAGGGUUAGACAGGGAGGGACAGAGAGGGUCGAUAGUGAAUAGUGAAUAGUGAAUAAUAAGUUAGGAGCAGUUAAAUUAAAGCAGAAGAGCCCAUAAGGAAGGCUGGAAUUUUUCAGGAUUGUUUUGUUACAGUGGGCCUUCAGGGUAGAUUUGAAAAAGGGGGAAACGGUGUGACACAGAGAGGAAAAGACUAUUGUAGGAAUGGUGAAAAGCAUGGCAAAGGGGGGGGGGGAAAGAGCAGAAAAUGGAAGGCAUUGACAAAGAGGGAAAGCAGAUGAGCUUGCGACAGCCAGGGAGUGAGAAGUGGUAAAAGGGACAACAAACAAGGAUAGGGAGGGCACAUCUGGAGUAUUUUUAGAGUGUUACAGGGAGUCAGUACAGGGAUUGAGGGAGGCUGAUAAAGUUAUAGUGGAAAGAGAAAUAACUUUAAGGACAGGAAAACAGAGGUGGCCAAAAAGUGGAAGGGUAAUGUUUUUGGUGGUCCCCGCCCUUAUUCAAAAGAUUUGGGAGGGGGGUUAAUUGUAUUUUCUUCAUUUAAGUUGUGCCAUUGUACACUGCUUUCGUGAAGAUCAACAGAAAGUAAAUGUUUGUUUGCAAAUGGGUGUAAGCAUUAACUACAACAUUCUUGCCCAAGAUGCAAACAUUUGAUGAUGUGAGAGGAGAGGGAUGUUAGAAACAAACUCAUAACCACAUGCAAGCCCCAGUAGCAUCAGAAAUGGUAUAGAAUUUGGUGGGAUGGGGUGAGGGGUAUGGAUGCAGAACAAUACUGGCCCUUACUGAAAGCCAUAUGGCUUACUACAUCAUAAGCUUUUAACUGCUAAAUUCUGGAGAAUUAUGCCUAACCCCUAAAUUUAGGAUGCCCAAUUCAUUUCAUCUCCAGGGCCUAUCCUGAGAUGUUCAGGAACACAUUCCUCUGGUGGGUUUGUUCACCUGUAGAAAUCUGAUUCCUGCCUAGUUCUGAAUUUGGUGUCAGGCCUUUCCUCCAUGCAAUAUAAAUAUGUUGUGCAUUGAAUGCUCCAGUUUAAGUUAUGCAUUGUUUUAGGAUCUGCUCUGUAUUUCCAGUAUUGUUAGUUUUCACCUUGUUGGUUUGUUCUCUGGUGUUCCUCAACCCAUGUAUGUAUAUACCUUAUCUUAUCAGUUUACGUCAUUCAUCAUUUGGAGAAGCUGUUGCCUGUAAAACAUUGUGCUGCAAUAAACCAAUGAGUCUUAAAGUG
Molecule: messenger RNA, 8302 nt
Organism: Hemicordylus capensis (graceful crag lizard)
Lineage: Eukaryota; Metazoa; Chordata; Lepidosauria; Squamata; Cordylidae
Gene: ROCK1
Product: Rho associated coiled-coil containing protein kinase 1
Exons: 33
Coding region: 1120-5193 (1357 amino acids)
Biological process (GO): cortical actin cytoskeleton organization; peptidyl-threonine phosphorylation; Rho protein signal transduction
Cellular component (GO): cytoskeleton; cytoplasm
Molecular function (GO): Rho-dependent protein serine/threonine kinase activity; small GTPase binding; ATP binding
Source: RefSeq, a predicted model, not a curated record